AUGCCCUCUAAUAGUCAAAGGAAGCACACCAUUUCCAAUAAAGUUCGCAAGCGUCCCGGUAAAGACAUUGAUCAAAUCCAUGAAGAUUUAAAGCCGAACAAAGCAGCAAGGCUGCUCAAUCAAGAGAUCGAUUUGGAUUUACCUGGUGAUGGGCAAUUCUACUGUAUAGAGUGUGAACGUUAUUUCAUAGAUGAAAAGACAAGGAUGGAGCACCGGAAAACGAAGUUGCACAAAAAUCGUGUUCGAACUCUGAAGGAGGUUCCGUAUUCAAUCAAGGAAGCCGAGGCUGCUGCUGGCCGAGGGCACUACAAACACGUAACUCUAGAAUCAAAGGUAGGCUCACUUUUUCCAACCUGA
Molecule: messenger RNA, 357 nt
Organism: Haemonchus placei
Lineage: Eukaryota; Metazoa; Nematoda; Chromadorea; Rhabditida; Trichostrongylidae
Source: the annotation of a GenBank genome assembly